Molecule: messenger RNA, 4233 nt
Organism: Formica exsecta
Lineage: Eukaryota; Metazoa; Arthropoda; Insecta; Hymenoptera; Formicidae
Exons: 4
Coding region: 78-2720 (880 amino acids)
Biological process (GO): double-strand break repair
Cellular component (GO): site of double-strand break; nucleus
Molecular function (GO): metal ion binding; nucleosome binding; ubiquitin-protein transferase activity
Source: RefSeq, a predicted model, not a curated record
GAAGUGUCGUCGCGACGGUGACGACAGUGUAGUUGUUCCCAGUGCAGUAGCCGUAAUCGCGGAGAAGAUAUGGAAAGAUGUAUCUGAAGCGUACGUCCAAGUUGUUGGAUCUGUCGUCGCGGGCCACCGCGGAAGUGCAUCUACGCGAUCUUAUGUGCCCGGUGUGCCGUGGGAUAUUAAUCGAGCCAGUGACGCUGCCGUGCACACAUAACCUCUGUCUGCGCUGUCUUAAGGGUACGUUCGAGCACAACAGUUUGAGCUGUCCCCUGUGCCGGGUCCGGGUGGGCUCGUGGCUACGUAACGCGACCAAGUCGGAGACCCUGGUGAACCACGGCCUCUGGGAACUCAUCAGGGCCAAGUUCCCGAAGGAGGUCGAGAACAAGCAUAAUGGCGAGGAGGGGGAUCUCAGCUUGGACGCUGAUUAUGCAACAAAAAGAAUACUCAGCGCAGCUGGAGAAAUACACAGGGAAUAUGAGGCGCAACUUCAAAUGGCCGAGGAAGAAAUGCGUCGCCAGAGACAAGCCGAACAGAUAGCCAGCGAGGCGUUGAUACAGAAAAUUCGGGUAGAAGAGCAACAACUAUUGUUGGCUCAAUUGGCACAGGAUCAAUUGCUAGCCAAGACCUUGGCAAAGCAGCAGGUUGUGAAGAAGCACAAGGAAGCUACAAAGUGUUACAAUCAAUGUUUAAACACAUCGGUAUCGAAUUAUGUUCUCGACGCGUCCAGGUUUAACACUAAGACUAUGCUUGUAAAUAAUGUCGAAACGCCACAAACCGAAGCUGCACACUUGGAAAGCAGGCAGAUGAGUCUUCCCGAGUCUGUCAGCGACAGCACAAAACCAAGACAAACGAAUACGACACUGUUAUCUAAAAUCGAGACAAUAUGUUCCAAUAUAUAUGGCUCUAAUGAGGCAAAUGCAUCCAGUAUGCAUAAAGUUUCACUUAAAUAUUGUUGUCAGAAACAAAUACCAGUAUAUAAUGCUGUCACAAAAACGUUAAAACAUAAAACAGUAUCCAAAUUCACCCAACCUUGCACUUCGAAUUAUUCCACGGAUCCCGGAUGUUCCACAUCCAAAGCUUAUAUGACGGAGACUAAAGAAGAGUUGCGCGUACCGAGCGAUGUGGUGAACAGCAAAAAGAAGAGUUUAGGGAUAGAGGUGUGUAUGACGUUGGCUGAUGAUGACGAAAGAAUAGGGAGUGCUGAGAGUUCGGGCAGUCAUGACAGCAUAAAUCAGGAGAUUCAUCAUUUCAAACCGAUCAAGACGGUACCGAGAACGAAAUUAAAAGUUUCUUCAGAUGGGAAACAGAUAGAUCCGAAAUUGAUUAGAGUGAUUCCUGUUUUAAAGAAAACGUUUAAUGCAGUGCCAAAACCUCCAUCGCCGACACACAUGAAACGUAUAAUUGGAUGUUCUUGGAGCGCCUUCAGAGGUAGAAUAAAACAGGACGCAAAACAAAAGCAAGCUGCGCACAAUCUAGAGGAGACGCUAAUCGAUCAGCAACCGUCGACGUCCCUCGACCAUUCUCAAACGGUUUCGAAUAAGUCGAUGACAAAACCUCAAACAAACGACGUUAUCCGUCGACUUGAUUUUGUGCCCGAACCAUCAUUCGACAGCAACAAAAAUUAUACGAAGAACGCAAACAAAAUAGUUAAUGGCCUUAAAACGAGCAAAAAGUUGGACGAUGAAUCAGACGCGAAAAAAACUCGUAAAUCUUGGAGAACGCGCGUGAGAAAUGGUAUGAUAGUAAAAUCUAAGGGGAAUAGAAAUCUGCGGAGUAAUAAGAGGGCAGCUGGACUCACUUUGAAUGUGAUAGACGAGGAAGAGGAUGAUCCGAUGGAUUCAUUCGGCAAAGUAAGUCCGCAAAACGACGAGCAAGACAGCGAUCGCGAUGACGUAGCGGUCGAAAAUAUAGCGGAGCGGAUUAAAAGAAGGAAAGAAAACAUGGAAAAAGAAACGUCGAAACGAGAAAUUGAAUCCAAUACAUCUAAAAAAAGCAGAGCAGCAAUGAAGAAGAAAACAUUUUCUGAGAGGAGAGACGAGAGUUCCGCAACGGAUCAUGUUUCGUUCUCGACGGUCGAAGAAAGCGCGGAAGUGAAUAUCGAACAUUCUGGGCCAAGAAGAACGAAGCGUAGGAAAAUCAGCAGGACUUCUCAAAGCAAUACGGAGGCUCUGGAGAGGAUCGAGUUUUCUUCAGACACGAAUGGUAAAGUGAAUCUGAGGAAGUCUACGCGAAACUUGACGAAGGUCUCCAAGUCGAGCGAUCACGUAUCGGACGGGGCGCGCAACAAGAAUAACAAUAGGUUUAACUACGACUCGCCACCAGAGUCUUCUGACGAGACGGAGGAGUGCGUUCCGGAGAGCAACCACGUCGUCGGAACUUGCGUCAAGGAGCUGCCCUCGGACAAAGAAGCGAUCGAGGAACAGCAACAGAUCGAGCGAUUGUUGCUGCAAGAGAAAGAGGAUUUUGAAUUGGCGCGCCGCUUACAGGCGCAGUUCGACGAGAUGGAGCGAAUAGCCGGACGUCCUAGACGUACGAGGAAGACUACCGAAAGCGAGAGAAGCAUCGAGACUGACGCGACUGGAACUGUCUUCAAAACGAACGUCAAACGAAAACCGAUCGUCGAUUGUGCCGUGAGUACCGUAGUUAAGAGGAAACGCGGCAGACCACCGAAACGCAUGAAAAUCGCGACUGAUGCGAGCGAAGAUGAGACGCGUGCGCGAUAAUCGCACUUGAUACGCGCAAAAAAAUCCUCCGCACACAGCUGGAUGUUCCUAUAAGCCAUAUAUAAAGGAAAAUGGAGUUCGAUUAAAACUUUUUGCGACUUUGUAUAGUGUCUUACGUAUUUUUAACGAGAGAUCGUUUGCGUCAUGUCGAAUGCGUACCUGGAUAACAAUGCGAGAGUAUAAAUGCGCAGCGUAUAAAUGCAAAUCUUUAAAUUGUUACAUUGUCGUUUUUUGGUGUCCACUCUAUGGAACGUUAAUACGCGCCUACGUGCCGUUUUUGUUCCUAAUGUAUCAAUCGUGCACUUUUUUAAAAUAAGGAUAGAAAAAACGCGACUUAUGCUCAUAUGCAAUACAUUUCCGGAAUAAUUGACCGAAAUUUUAACAAGUUUUGUUCGAUAGGAUACUUCUGUGAAAAAGAAUUCUGUUAACAUUAAAUUUACAGAAGCUUCCGGGACGCGUCUCGUAUCUAUUUUUAUUAGUCCUCUUGACGAAAUGAAAUACCACAUUAUAAUCAAAACGAAGAAUGACAAUAUGCGAACGAGACAUUGUUAAAUUUGGUGACGAGAGCGAGAAGAAUGAGGAAUGCACGUCCGUAAUUUCGACGAUGAUGAGAUAUGCGCACGAGAUUAAAAAAGUGUAAUUUUAUACAGUGAUUAUAAUUAUUUUUUAAGAGAGCUUGUCCAUUUAGGCUUAAGUCGCUACUCAUUAGACACAGUCCAUAACAAUUAUUAUAGAUAUAUGCAAGUUAAUUAGCUUUUUUCUUGAAAGUUCGAUUAUAUGCUGAUAUCUGGCUUCUUGGUAAUUUUCUUCGUUUCCAAACAGAAAAUAACCGCCAAAAUCGCAGAGUGACAAUCGCCGCGACGUGUAUUGCUCAAUUGAGGGCAAAGAAAGCGCUAGCUUUUAUCAUUACACGGUUUAUAAUGAAAACUUUCUAUCGGAGUUGCUUUAUCACGAGAUAAUACGUAUUUAUAUAUUUCUAUAUUUAUCGUUCCCGUGGAUACAUAAAUUAAAGUGAAGUCCGACUGAAUCCACAUUUCUUUCUUUAUAGAACGAAGGGGACGGGAGGAAUUAUGUCAACUUUAAUUAUCUUUACCUAAUGUUCACGCAAACUACUCUAAUUAACAUUUAUAUAACAUUUGUUACAUGACAUUUGUAUAUCAUUAUCGAGAAAGGCAGAUUCUCUGGCGAAUAUAAUUGUGUAUAACGUUAAAAGAGGAAUUAUAUAUGUUUGAUAAGAUGCGCUUGAUAUCGCAAUUCUACUGUUAGCUUCGACGGCCUUGAUUAUCAUACCGCAAUUAUCAAAUAAAUUGUUAUAUAUUAAGCGUUAUAUUAAGAGAUUUAUGUAAAUCUCGCGCGCGGACGGAUUUUGCGUCAGGACUUGACGGAUGCAGAGUUAUCGAGAAAUAUAGUUCCUUCAACGGAGUUCCGUUUCCGAUAGGCUAGAAUUCUCUCUCGCCCGUACGUAUUAUCACCCUAAUUACUAUAUAUAUUUAUACUGUAUAUAUAUAUAUAU